AUGGCUUUGACAAAUAAGAAAGAGACUUAUACGCCUUUAGUUCACAAAAUUGUCAAUUACCUAUCAGGUAUGUCGGACUGGCUAAACGAUGAUAAACUCUCCAGAUGCCAUCUACUGAAAUACAUAAGCGACCACAUCGACAGACCGCCCUCCGUAUUAGCAAAAGCAUCUUUGAUCUUCGGAUUCUCCGUCAUCCUCCUUAACCCUUCUGAUUCGUCCAGUAGCCUCACAAACGCUUUUGGACUCAUACCAGCCUCUUACAAGACAUUACAGUUUCUCCAGUACACCGAAAGCUCUUCGAACACUCCUGGAUUGAAGAAGAAAGAGAAUCUCGUGCGAGGAGAGAAGUCGAAGAAAUGGCUGGACUACUGGGUGAUCUACAGUACGACUUGUAUCGUCGAGAAAGCGGUAGGAGAAGAUACAGUAUUGAGUUUGAUUCCAUUGUGGUACGCGUUGAAGGCUGGAUGGAUCGUUUGGUUUUUGGUUGGUUUGCUGGAUGAUGAUGUGGGAAACGAGGCGAGACCGGAGCCUGUGCGACUAAGACCAAGAUCAAUCAUAGCUACCAAAGACUCCCCUUCCGCUUCCUCUAGCACUUCUUCCGAUGAUACGUCUGUUUCUGGUGGAUCACCUUAUCCACCUUCCACAGGUGUACCAGAUACACCGACCGAGACCGAGACUGGCUCCGAAGAAUCGAAUAUCUCCCCAGAUCCAGAGUCGGCAUCUUCAGAGUCGCCCACAGCCAUAUCACCCGGACAGGCAAGGGAAUUAAGAGCGGAGUUGGCAGAGCUCGAUUCUCCUCCUUUAUCUAGAACGCCAGACUUGCCGAAACGGGCUGAUAGAGCAGUCACUCCUGUCACUGGUAUCUCUUCGAACCCAAGUAGAUCUGACACCUCAGAUGAUACCGGGCUCUCUCCUCAAUCAAAGCGGGGGGAGCAGUCAGAUUCGGAAGAUAGUUCUUCCGGCUCGGAUGAGGCGAGUGGUUCAGAUGAUUCGGACAAUUCCGAUGACGUGGUCUUACCUGCUGGUACGCCCUUGGACGAGCUUGCUUUGGCUGGUAAGAAGACUCUCGAGCUUGACACGUCUGAUGAGGAGUAUCAAGACGGGAGACACAAAUAUCGCAGGAGAAGCGAGAAAAUUAUCGACGUAGAGGAGAAGGAAGAAGGCAAAGUGGCACCCGGAUCAUCGCAAGGUGACAAGCAUGAUAAAAUAUCCUGGGGUGAAGACCUCAAUCAAUGUAAAACCAAUGUUAAAUUGGCUAAAACAACUCCUGCUAACACGGUAGAUAUCGAAAAGACCAGUGACUUGACAAAAGACACCGAUUCCAACGAGACAAAGCUUGCGAUUACCGAUAUUCCUUCCGCUGCUCAUAAAGCGGCUUCUGACGUGAAGAGGUCCAAUGAAAACCCCAACUUGGAUGGAGAGGUAGUAAAGUUAAGUAUGGAAGAGCUACUUACCAUGAGUGAGGGCGACAAACCUCAUGAUGAGUACACGUAUCUGGUUGAUGGAGGUGAGAAGGACAAGAAGGAAGUGAUGAGGGGUACACCACCACUUGUAGUCAACCGAAAAGCUGUCAUAGGGAAAAGUGGCACAGUCGGGAAGGAGGAUUAG
Messenger RNA from Kwoniella botswanensis, 1608 nucleotides. RefSeq lists its product as uncharacterized. The transcript has 3 exons. Bases 1 to 1608 code for a protein of 535 amino acids. The record is from RefSeq and is a predicted model, not a curated record. Lineage: Eukaryota; Fungi; Basidiomycota; Tremellomycetes; Tremellales; Cryptococcaceae.